AUGGUCAAACGAGCAUUCGAGGAAGAACAUGAUCAACCCCCGCAACAAACCGCAACGGUAUCAACAACGCGCAAUAAGCGAAAACGUGUUGAACAUGUACAACCACGGCAAGCUGGAAGACCCACCAGGGAAGAAACACUGAUUAGAAUAGGUGAUGAGCAGAACAAUAUGGAAGCACUACAGCUAAGUAGUCGUGAACUAAUCCUACCCGGUAGUGGUGAUGAGAAUAAAAAAUCAAGAACGAUUUUAACAAAAUGUAAACAGAAUAUUGUUGUUGAAACCCACAAACAAUACUUAACGUACGAUCUGUUUGCAGAUAAUAGAAAAAAAGCCUUAGAAACAAUCAGGGAACAACGAGAUACGCUAUCUAAAAUUAGUACUAACUAG
This is a messenger RNA of Paramuricea clavata, 387 nucleotides long. Lineage: Eukaryota; Metazoa; Cnidaria; Anthozoa; Malacalcyonacea; Plexauridae. The record is from the annotation of a GenBank genome assembly.